Micropterus dolomieu (smallmouth bass) is the source of this 3367-nucleotide messenger RNA. RefSeq names its product deltex E3 ubiquitin ligase 3 (gene dtx3). Lineage: Eukaryota; Metazoa; Chordata; Actinopteri; Centrarchiformes; Centrarchidae. The record is from RefSeq and is a predicted model, not a curated record. Gene Ontology annotation, biological process: protein ubiquitination; Notch signaling pathway. Bases 464 to 1573 code for a protein of 369 amino acids. The transcript has 5 exons.
UUGCUCCUGUGCGGCGGUCAACAGGGAGGACACGGACUCAAAAUGAGAAGAAAGAGCAUAUUAUCUGCCAGGAGAAAAGUGUCACAUAGCUAGCGUGCUCGGAGCCUGAUAAGAAGCGUGACCGCAAAUACUGUUUACUCUGUGUUACGCCGAUCCCAAGGACGUACAGGGGAAGGCAAACACGGGCGAGACUGGGGACAAGGUGCGGGAUUUGGAUGGCGUUUGCCAGGGCCAGGGAAGGGCUGCUGAACGCGUAAAGAGAGACAUGAGCUUGGGAAUACGUGUGGAUAUCAUGUCUUGACUACAAAACAUUAAUUAUUCGCGGAUAAACUGCAGCAGCACGUCAGAAAUAGAAGGCCUCCCCUGAUGGAGCACUGUGCUCCUUAAUCCAGCCAGAAACCUCCCUGACAGUCAAGCGACGAGCUACGGCAAAGGGACGCUUUAUUCGCAAUUGAGGGGAUUUAUGGGAUCACAAGUUUCCUCUGAUGAGAUGAGUGUGCGUGCUGGCCAGGGCAGUGAUGAGGUGCUGGUUUCACAGGCAGUGUGGGAUUACCUGGCUGCAGCUGGGCGGCCCUGGCUCAUUGACUUCCAGAACAAGCAGGGGAUGAGCGCUGGUAUCAUUAGGCGUGGAGAAAGGGGGGGCUGCUGCGCUGUGAGGCUGCAGCCGGUGGAGGGCUCCAGGAGCGCCGGAGCUGGGGUGAUGGAUGGACCCAUCUCCAGCGAGACGCGAAAAGCCUUCAUUGACUUAUGCCGCUGUGCCCGCAAAGAAAUGAGCAAACAGGAGGGGGGACCCAAGAGGAAGAGGGCUCUGCUGCCCUGUGUGGGAGUCCUGGAGUCGAACGGAGAGGGGAGCCUACUUCAGCCUCCACCUCCCCAGCCUCGGCGCUCCCAAAGACAGCAGCAGAGGUUCAGGAAGCCUGCUGACGAGGAGGCCUGCGCCAUGCUCCACGAGGCAGCCCAGAGGAAGGAUGCGGAUUCCAGCAUGGCUUCCCAUAACGAGGCAGAGGACAACAAAACGUGUUCAAUCUGCAUGGGGGACAUAGUGGAAAAGACUACCCUGGAGAGGUGUGGCCAUUCGUUCUGUCGCUCUUGCCUGGAUCAAGCCUUUAAGGUGAAGAAAGCGUGUCCUGUGUGUCGGCUAGUGUACGGCCAGUUGAUUGGGAACCAGCCUGCCAAUGGUACAAUGAUCGUAGAGAGAGACCCUGAUGUGGAGCUUCCUGGCCAUGAAGGCUAUGGGUGUAUCUGCAUCAUCUACAGCUUCCCUCCUGGCCUACAGGCGCCAGAACAUCCAAACCCAGGUGUUAGGUACCCAGGAACUGACCGAGUGGCCUACCUCCCUGACAGUCCGGAGGGGAACCGUGUGCUGGGCCUGCUGCGCCGGGCCUUUGAACAGCGCCUUAUCUUCACCAUCGGUACCUCCAUGACUACGGGCAUGCAAAAUGUCAUCACUUGGAAUGACAUUCACCACAAGACCUCAAUAUGGGGCGGGCCCCGCUGUUUUGGCUACCCAGACCCCACUUACCUGGUGCGAGUGACAGAGGAGCUCAGAGAGAAAGGCAUCACGGUGGACUGACAGCAUGGAAAUGACAGAUUCCACCAAGACUUUGUAGGACUUUCCGAGUGUCCUUGUGGUGGACAUGACUCGGCUCCAGGUUGUGCUCUGAGACUGCCCUUCCCUUAAAGGAUGGCUGAAGACAAGGCCCUCAGCAGACAGGCGUCUAAUGCUGCAGCAGAGCCCACAUCACUUCACUAGUUGUUCGUCUGUUCUUUUUUCCUCCAGAGUUCCUCUUAACCCAGUGCUACAUGUGGAAGAAAAUACUUUUGAGUGCAGUGCAUUCUUGUAUUACACAAUCCUCUACCUGUCACUGUUGGCAAUAGGACUGACAUCUGAUGCACUUAUUUAAGAGCAUCGUGGCGUGUUCAUGGUACUAUUAUUUAGGAAGUUUAAGUUUAAUGUUAUAAAGACAGUUUAUGUUAUAUUAAUGUUUAUUUCUACACUGGGGAUUACUUGAUUUCUUUCAAGCACAUGUUCUUAGUUUUGUCACCCCAGAAAUAUUUGUUGAGUAAGUCACUAAUUUGACUAAUUACCUGUUGUAAGUACGUGAAUGGCAGAAUAGCACUGCUUCAGUAGAAAGAAAUAAUUUUCAGAAAUUAUUGCAAUCUAAAGCACUCACAGGCACUUUGGUAAGUUCGGUUUGUUUUUCAGUUAAGUCAGAGUCAUGGUGUUUGCUUCCUCUGUGGAAGAGUGCCUGGGGCAAACAGGUUUCGUGCAGCCACCAGCUAUUGGUGUGGGGGCUACAAGUUGAUGUCAACUGGUUGGAACUUUUCUUUUCAUUUUCUUUUUUUACUCAAAUAGAAAGAAUGUUAAAAUAUCUCUCACAGCGGCAUUUAUUACAUGCAUUAGGACUGUCCCCUGGGCUUUUUUUUGGUUGCCAUUGGUCACGUCUGUUAUUUCAAGAUGUCUCCCAGGUGUUGAGCCCAUUACCUCAGUUCUCAGUAAUGUGCUCAUAUAAUUACCAGAUUUAUGACGAUGUCAAAUAUAAAGGGCAUACAGACCACUUAAACCAAAUCAAAGGCACAACAGCUCUUUAAAUAUCUAUGCCUCUGUCCCUGUCAAAGUUGGAGAUUUGCCUGAUUAUGUUCUCAUUUAAAAUGAGGUAACUGUUGUAAAUGUGUUAAUUUAAAUAGAUUACAUAGGAUACACAGUGAAAAAAUAUCAAAAGGAAAUGUUGCGGGAACAAUUCAUCUUUUUUUGUGCCUUUCUUAUAUUCACUUUUGAUAAAAAUCAAGCAUGAUGUUACUGAUGAAUAAUAAGCAGUUUGGGCGUAUUUCAGUGUUAUUUGAUAGUUAAACAGCAUUAUGUUUAUAGCUAUACUAUCUGGCUUUAAGAACAAACACUACACCGUUCAUGAAAAUAUGUAAACGAAUGUGUAUUAAAAAAGCUUCUUCAUAAACAUCAUUGUAGUCCAAAUGCAGAAAAAACCCUCCAAAUUGAUGAAGCUGUAUGUGUGAAAGUGCUUUGCUAAGUGCAGUAACCUGCUUGGCUCUUGGUAAAUUUGUCAUUAAUUUGGCUGGUUGGAUCCACACACCAAAUACCCUUUUAUUACGUUUUCAUCCCCUUUGUAUUUUAGUUAAGGGACCAACGGAAAUAUUUUUGGGACACUUACUAAAGCUACUGUGCAAACAUUUCUAUGCAUUACAUGACUGAGGAGGAGCCAGGAUAUCUGGAGAGAUUACACAUAUUACAAAUUGAUUGUUAAGGAAAAGUUGGAGUUUUGCUUUUCUAAUUGUGUUGAUUCGUACUUUGUUGAUAUUCCGAAAAAUGUGCUUUACAUUUUAAUACUUGAAUAAAAAGUUAUGUUUGGGA